Molecule: messenger RNA, 1772 nt
Organism: Diospyros lotus (date-plum)
Lineage: Eukaryota; Viridiplantae; Streptophyta; Magnoliopsida; Ericales; Ebenaceae
Product: carboxyl-terminal-processing peptidase 2, chloroplastic
Exons: 13
Coding region: 83-1711 (542 amino acids)
Biological process (GO): proteolysis
Molecular function (GO): protein binding; serine-type peptidase activity; endopeptidase activity
Source: RefSeq, a predicted model, not a curated record
UCCAAACUGAACCACAAGACGAUGAUAAAACCAAACUGAAAAGAUAGACAGCGUUUCGCUUUCUUGCCGACUUUGCCUUUUCAUGGAGGUAGUGGUGGCCGUGUUUGGCGGCUCCGCUUCUGCUUCUGCAUCUGCAUCUGCUUCUCGCUCUCUCACCUUUCCAAAGCUGCAUAACUCUAUUCCUUUCAAGAUUACAAAAGCUCAGUUUUGGGGUUCCUUAUCAUGUGGAAGCAAAGAUGUUGAUGACAGGCCAAAAAGUUGCAAAUCAAUUUUCUAUAGUAUAGGAGGCAGUUGUAGACACUGGUUUUUCUGUCAACCUGUGCACAGGCUUGAUAAAAAGAUUGCUUCACAAUGUGGUCUGUUUUCAGUAAAGUUUGGACGCCUUCCCAAGUUGAGAAAGUACUCCUUUAAACUUCAGAAAGCAAUAAAAUUUUCCAAGAAUUUUAAGAAUCAGGUCUCCAUACUUCUUGUCAACCUCUUUGUUGGAAUGAUGCUUUUUAUGACAGUAUCUGUUGCUGUUAGCAAAACUCCAUCUUGGGCCCUGAGUGAAGAGAAUCUUCUUUUCUUGGAGGCAUGGAGAACAAUUGAUCGUGCAUAUGUUGACAAAAAUUUCAAUGGGCAAAGCUGGUUUAGGUACAGGGAAAAUGCAUUGCGCAAUGAACCAAUGAACACUCGAGAAGAGACAUAUAUGGCAAUCAGGAAGAUGCUUGCCACCUUGGAUGAUCCUUUCACUCGAUUUUUGGAGCCUGAAAAGUUUAAGAGCCUGCGGUCAGGGACACAAGGCGCUCUUACAGGUGUAGGGCUGUCAAUUGGCUAUCCUACAGAAGCUGAUGGAUCACCUGCAGGACUGACUGUAAUUUCAGCUUCUCCUGGAGGUCCUGCAUAUGGUGCUGGCAUUUUGUCCGGGGAUGUUAUCCUGAAAAUUGAUGACACAAGUACAGAAACCAUGGGCAUAUAUGAUGCUGCAGAGCGCUUGCAGGGACCUGAAGGCAGUACAGUGGAAUUAACUCUCCGUAGGGGACCUGAGAUAAAGCACCUAUCUUUGACGCGAGCAAGAGUUUCACUGAACCCAGUGCAAUCUAGAACGUGUGAGAUACCCAGUUUGGGGAAGGAUGCCUCCAGAGUGGGAUAUAUUAAACUAACUUCAUUCAACCAAAAUGCUUCUGGCGCUGUCCGGGAAGCAAUUGAAACUUUAAGGAGAAGCAAUGUCACUGCUUUUGUAUUGGACCUUCGGGAUAAUAGCGGUGGUCUUUUCCCUGAAGGAAUUGAGAUUGCCAAGAUUUGGUUAGAUAAAGGUGUCAUCGUCUAUAUAUGUGAUAGUAAAGGUGUUCGUGAUAUAUAUGACACUGAUGGAAGCAAUGCAAUAGCAGCUGCAGAACCCCUAGCUGUUCUGGUGAACAAAGGAACUGCUAGUGCAAGUGAAAUUUUAGCCGGUGCGCUGAAGGACAAUAAACGGGCAGUGCUCUUUGGAGAACCCACAUAUGGAAAAGGCAAGAUUCAAUCAGUUUUCCAGCUAUCUGAUGGCUCUGGAUUGGCUGUUACAGUCGCUCGAUAUGAGACACCUGCUCAUACUGACAUCGACAAGGUUGGUGUGAUUCCGGACCAUCCAUUGCCAGCAUCUUUCCCCAAGGAUGAUCAAAGUUUUUGUGGCUGCCUCCAGGACCCGACAUCUGCUUGCUAUCUCAAUAGAGUUGAGCUAUUUUCGAGAUGAUGAAAAAUUUGUAUCCCAUUCUGACCUGACAUUCUUGAAAGUAUUCACUAUUCUUUUGCCA